AUGGAACGGGAACCAGGUGCACCUUAUGCUGUCGGCAGUGAACCUGUAGGCAGUUUUCCGCGGCGGCAAGUGCUCUUCCAGGACCUGACCUCAACUCUCUGCACUUUUGCGUUGUCGUUGGCAGCACUGGCUGUCAGUAUAGGCCUCGGGUUCGCGCGACCAACUGUGAGGCCUUUUUUCGUCAACGACGCGAAUCAUUGGUACCCGUUCAGAAACGAGACGCUGCCAUACUUUGUACUGCUUUUGGUUGGACUCGUUGUCCUGACGCCCGUCAUCGCACUGUACGAGUUUUUUGUGUACCUGGAGCGAGAGUCGUUCUUCGCGGCUCUGAAUCACGUGCUUGGUUUCAUCUCUGCGUUCGCAUGGAGCUCCAUGACGACUCAGUGCAUCAAACUGUACGCGGGGAGCUUGCGGCCGGACUUUGGCUCCCGAUGUUUCGGUAACGGCAAGUUCCCGCCGGCUGCCUACAGCCCCGGCGUCGUGCUCAGUAACAUGGAGUGCACUGUCGCCGAUGCGCGCUUCUUGAACAGCGGUCGCAUGUCGUUUGUCAGUGGUCAUACGUCCACCGCGAUGGUAUUCGCGACCUACUUUGCCCUCUUCCUCAGUCGUCGUGCCCGAAUGCUUCCAGAGACGCGCUUCAGGUGGCUGAAGACCAACCUCAUGUAUCUGGGUGCACUCAUCACGCUGCUCAUGGCGAUAUUCGUCGGGGUUUCGCGCAUUGUGGAUAAUCGGCACUUUCCGGCUGACGUGGUUGGCGGUGCCUUGGUCGGCAUAGGCUUUGCUUUGGGCAUUUUCAUGCUCAUUGAAAGCAAUGUGCGCAUUUUACAUGAUAAGAAGUAUCAUCCGUUAUCGUUUAAUGGAUUUGAGCGUCCGCCAGUUGUCUAA
Cyanidioschyzon merolae strain 10D is the source of this 885-nucleotide messenger RNA. RefSeq names its product similar to phosphatidic acid phosphatase type 2B. Gene Ontology annotation, molecular function: phosphatidate phosphatase activity. Bases 1 to 885 code for a protein of 294 amino acids. Gene Ontology annotation, biological process: phospholipid metabolic process. The record is from RefSeq and is a predicted model, not a curated record. The transcript has a single exon. Lineage: Eukaryota; Rhodophyta; Bangiophyceae; Cyanidiales; Cyanidiaceae.